Messenger RNA from Megalops cyprinoides (Indo-Pacific tarpon), 2799 nucleotides. RefSeq names its product nuclear receptor subfamily 1 group D member 1-like. Gene Ontology annotation, molecular function: RNA polymerase II cis-regulatory region sequence-specific DNA binding; zinc ion binding; nuclear receptor activity. Gene Ontology annotation, biological process: negative regulation of transcription by RNA polymerase II; positive regulation of transcription by RNA polymerase II; cell differentiation. The record is from RefSeq and is a predicted model, not a curated record. Bases 724 to 2445 code for a protein of 573 amino acids. Lineage: Eukaryota; Metazoa; Chordata; Actinopteri; Elopiformes; Megalopidae. The transcript has 8 exons.
GCGCACAUGCAGCGUAGUUGUAUUGACGCAUACCUAUGUCUGAUCAGUACAACUGACUCGCCUCCACGCUACAGUUCAGCCAAUGAAAACGUGAGAAAGAAUAAAAAGGGGAGAGAGGUGAAGAAGGGGGAGUGCACGGGACGCAUUGAGUCAGUGACAGAGAGAGAAAUCCCCCGCACGCAAAAACAAAAACAACGGAGGCUGAAGGGACAAAAAAAGCUGGUCACAUUUCACUGACACCUGAAAACGUGGUUGGUGGGGGCGCAGUGUGUGAUUCAGUGGGUGUGUAUCGUGUUUGACAGUUCUGCCUGGAAGAUGCUUAUGAUUGUGUCCGAGCACUAGUCUGAAUUCUUGGAAUUUGUGGAAAACGCUUGUUCUCUAGCUGUGGCGCAUUACACGCGCUCACAGCACUUAAAGCAAGCCAAGCAACUGUUCAGCAGAGACCAGAAGCGAGACAAGCCUUCCGGCUUCAACGCACCUGAGAUAAAUUUGUUUUUAUACAUUAGCUUACAUUUUUUUAGAAAAUCCAUUUUUGGUGGGUUGACAAAACCCCACUAAUGCUCUGUGCACAAGUGAUUUCAUAUGUUUUUUUGGGACACCGUUUUAUGGCUGGACAUUUCAUGACUCUUUCACCUAUAUCGACGCGACUUUUACUUGAUGAUAUACAGAGACAACUAACGUCAAGACGUUUAUAAUUAAUUCAAGCACCCAGAACAAACAGCGAUGGACAACAGUCCCGGGAGCGUAAUUCUGUAUGCAGGUUCUACGGGCAGCGCCAGCCCUGGCCCAGCUAGCCCCUCCAGCGGGUACCAGACACAGUCCCCAUCCUCGCACUCCCAGCCCUCGUCCCCAGAGGACGUCUCCUUCACUGAGAUUGGGGCGCUCAAGCAGAGGGGCGGGGCGCCCCCAUCACCCCAGCUGGUCUUCCAGUUCCCCGAUGUGACCAAUGGCCCAGGCCCCGCUGCCACCCAGCACAGCUUCUCCCACCCAGUCGUGGGCAAGAGGCCCUCAGGGUUCACUGGCACGUUUACCAAGACUGGAGGGAUGGUGCUGUUGUGUAAAGUGUGCGGUGACAUCGCCUCGGGGUUCCACUAUGGCGUGCACGCAUGUGAAGGCUGCAAGGGUUUUUUCCGCCGCAGCAUCCAGCAGAACAUCCACUACAAGAUGUGUGUGAAGAGCGGGAACUGCUUGAUCAUGAGGAUGAACCGCAACCGCUGCCAGCAUUGCCGCUUUAAGAAGUGCCUCUCCGUGGGCAUGUCCCGGGACGCUGUACGUUUUGGACGCAUCCCUAAGCGGGAGAAGCAGAGGCUGCUGGACGAAAUGCAGAGCUACAUGAACAGCCUGAACGAGUCCGCAGCAAUGGAAAUAGACUCCUCCCCCACUCUUGAGGCACCACCCAGCCCUGAAGACAGCCAAACAGACAAAGCCAUAGGAGCCAUCUCCCGGGCCUAUCUCGACAUCUUUGUGAAUGGGCAGGACCGACUGGGCAAGAGGGGCAGCAGCAGCAGCAACAACAACCCUUCAUCUUUUCAGGGCAACCCACCUCAAGAAUCCAGCUACCCCCACGCGCAAUCCCACACCUGCCCAGCCCAGGGGUAUGCCUCUUACCCUGUAGUGGGGUACCAGGCCACUGCCCGGUGCCCCGUCACCCCAUGCGAUAACAGCCCCUCAUUUGCCUUUGUCGACAACGGCCGUUACUGCUACUGUCCCUUGUCCAAUCAGAGUCACUGCCAGCCCAGUGCUGGCUUACCUCCCCAGGCCUACCCAGCCAAUUAUAAUAGCUAUUCCGCCAGAGAGUCCCAGAGUCAGACUUCAUGUCCCUGGAUGAUGAGUACUGGCACCAAAGUCCUGGCCUGUCCCUUGAAUGUGUGUCCCGUGUCCCCCGAGGGGCGCACCAGCCAGCAGGUGUGGGAGUCCUUCUCGCAGUGCUUCACGCCAGCAGUGCGCGAGGUGGUGGAGUUCGCCAAAAGCAUCCCAGGGUUCCAGAGCCUGAGCCAGCACGACCAGGUCAUGCUCCUCAAAGCAGGCACUUUCCAGGUUCUGAUGGUCCGGUUCUGCUCACUGUUCAAUGCCAAGGAGCGGACGGUGACCUUCCUGAACGGGCAGACAUACCCCUUGUCCACCCUGCGGGCAAUGGGUAUGGGCUCGCUGCUGGAUGCCAUGUUCGAGUUCAGCGAGAAGCUAGGCGCCCUGGGGCUGGAGGCAGACGAGAUUGCACUCUUCAUGGCAGUGGUGUUGGUGUCUGCCGACCGUACAGGCAUUGUGAACAUGGGUGGCGUGGAGCAGCUGCAGGAGGGCCUGAUCCGAGCCCUGCGGUCCCUCAUCAUGCGCAGACGCCCUGACGACAGUGCCCUCUUCCCCAAGCUGCUGCUGCGCCUGCCUGACCUGCGCACCCUCAAUAACCUGCACUCCGACAAGCUGCUGGCCUUCCGCAUCGACCCCUGAAUGUGCCCCCGCCAUGAUGCCCAUCAAAAGAGGAGAGGAACAGAGAUUUGGGGUCGGACAGUGGCAAAUGCAGCUCCUGACAUUUUGUUUAUUUUGGAAAAGGUAAAGAAAGAAUAAAGCAAUAUCCUCAAGAGACCUUUUUCAGAGUGCCACCUUCUCAGACCAUCCACAUGACAUCAUAUUCUCCCACACAAGUCACCCCACCCUGCCUCUCUGGGAGGCGGGGAGAGGAAGGGGAGGCACUAUGGUUAAGCACUGCCCACCCCUUUCUGCUGCACUGACUUUCUGAAGACCAAAAGGAGUCGUUCUCUUCUUGUCUGUCUCAUUCCCCAUCUCCCUUUUAUUUCUAACCCA